This is a messenger RNA of Homarus americanus (American lobster), 1360 nucleotides long. Its product is annotated as protein FRA10AC1 homolog. Gene Ontology annotation, molecular function: phosphatase activity. Gene Ontology annotation, biological process: dephosphorylation. The coding region runs from base 67 to 969 and encodes 300 amino acids. NCBI's taxonomy places the organism in Eukaryota, Metazoa, Arthropoda, Malacostraca, Decapoda, Nephropidae. The transcript has 6 exons. The record is from RefSeq and is a predicted model, not a curated record.
UGGUGGUCAUCCUUUGAACUGAGGUGUAAACAACCAUUGAGCAGUAGAGGAAGUGUAUCAAUAACCAUGGCAUUAAGAAAUGCUACUAGUGGUUAUGAUUCAGCAUUUGAGGAAGAUGUCAAAUUACGCAGAAAACAACAAGAACGUCAUGCUCUUUACCAGAAAGACAGACUUCCUAGACAAGGACUGCCAAGUAGGUCUUUUCUGGCAGACGCAGCAAGUCAAGAUGAAGGGAAACGACUCCGAUACCAGAUGUCCAACAUGACUGCAUAUGAGCGUCACAAACUUCUUAUCAACCAUUAUGUUCUCUACCAUCCUGGUAGUACUGCUGUGUUACAGAGAGAUUCAUCCAGAGACAAGAGAGACAUUGAUGUCAUUCAGGAAAAUCACCAGUUUCUGUGGGACAACAAAGACAUUCCUGACACCUGGGAAAGACAAUUGGCCAAAAAAUACUUUGAUAAACUCUUCAAAGAAUAUUGCAUCUGUGACCUAUCUCACUAUAAAGAAAAUAAAGUUGGUAUGCGAUGGAGGAUUGAACGAGAAGUACUGGAAGGCAAGGGUCAGUUUACCUGUGGGGAGAAGAAAUGCAAGGAGAGUGAAGGUUUACGCACUUGGGAGAUGAAUUUUGGCUACUUUGAACAAGGCAUCAAGAAGAAUGCGCUGGUGAAGCUGAGAUUGUGCCACGAUUGCUCAUAUAAGGUAAAUUAUCAUCGACAGAGAAAAGAAGUAACAAAAUCAAUCAAGCACAGACAUAAAGAGUCAAGUAAGAGAAAGAAAUCAAGGAAAGAAAAAGAUGGAAAAGCUCAAAAUAUUAAAGAAGAGACAAAUGAAGGUGAUUCUGUUGGUAAUGAAAAGGAAAUGGACGAGACAGAAUCUGAGGAUAACAUUUGGAAAGGUCCAGCUAAAUUAACAGAUGAAAAGAGCAGAGAAGAAGAGUUUGAAGAAUAUUUAGAAGGUUUAUUCUUAUGAUCAUUGUAAGUGCUUCAUUUUUUGUGCUGUUUUCAUGCACAUUAUAUAAGGGGUUUGCAGUGAUGUCAUUUCAUAUUUGGAUUGCAUAAGUGGAAUUUUAUGUCUCUACAAGUAAUGCUGUAGCAAUUUUUCAGCCCAUGUGCUGUACUGUAUAAUCUUGUUAUUUUCUAUUAAUCAAUCCUAUCAUAUUUGUGUUGGUCAUCACAAGAAAAGCCUCCAAUGCCAUCACUUCUUGGUGACUAUUUUUUUCUAUUGCUUUUAUGAACUCCUGUUGAAAUGAAUGAAUCUGUUAUAUAUGGCUGAAAUUGUUUCUCCUCAGCUUACACGUGUUCUGUGAAUUGUUUUGGAAGAAUUGGUCCUGUGUAUAUUCUGUAUGUUGUAAAUGGGGACU